Molecule: messenger RNA, 801 nt
Organism: Cylicostephanus goldi
Lineage: Eukaryota; Metazoa; Nematoda; Chromadorea; Rhabditida; Strongylidae
Source: the annotation of a GenBank genome assembly
AUGUUUAGUCCCAAAGAUACUGUAAAAGUUAAUCCACUUCCCUUCGACGAGAUUCGCGGCAAGCUUUAUGUUCUUCGAGAAGAUCUGGAUUUUGACUGGGAGCCUAGCAGCAAUGCUGUUUUAAAGCUGUUGUUUUCCCUAAGACUCUCUGCAGCGUUGUGGAGUAACAUCAGUGAUUGUGAUGAGGUCUAUAAUUAUUGGGAACCGCUGCAUCUUUUACUUUUUGGUGAAGGAUUACAAACCUGGGAAUACUCUCCUCUCUAUGCAAUACGGUCUUAUCUGUACAUCUACCUUCAUUAUAUCCCAGCAAACGUUUUAUACCAUUUGCUACCGUAUUCUAAGAUUGCACUGUUUGUCACUCUACGGUGUUGCAUUGGAAUAUUCACCCUCAUGGGAGAGUUUUUGCUUUACAAAGCAGUAUGUAGGCGUCUGAGUAUAAGCAUCGGCCUUUUCUUUGUUUUAUUCUCGAUGCUCUCCACUGGCAUGUUCAUAUCAAGUACCGCUUUUCUUCCGUCUUCUUUUGCGAUGGCUAUGAAUAUGUAUGCUAUGGCUGCUUUUUUGAACGAAAAAUGGUUCUACGCCAUACUGUGCACAGCCAUUUCCGCCCUUGUCGGUUGGCCAUUCGCAGCUGUCUUAGGACUACCCAUUGUGGUGGACAUGUUGAUUUUUAGGCCUAAGUUGAAAAUGUUUUGGUACUACUCUGCGGUUUCUGGAAUCGUUGUUGGCGGUUCUUUGCUGAGCGUCGAUUCUUAUUACUAUGGCAAGCGUGUUCUGUUUCGUUUUGUACUUCCGCUAUUUUGA